UUAUGUCUAUUUGUGAUAAUUCCUUAGAGUCUUCACAAAUACCCAAAUGGCUAUUGGAAGAGUGGAUCCCAAGUACUUCUCAUCUUGGCAAUGAAGUGGACAGCCAUCCCGUCUCUCAUUUAGUCCCUUGUGCUAUUUGUCUCUCGUUAGUUCCCUGGAAUUUUAGCUUCGAUCAUCCUUUUGUUGCCUCUCAUUGUAUAAGAUUGUGUCGAAAUUGUCUUGAAUCAAUAGAGAAACGUCGCAUGGAGCUGGCUGAUAAGGGUCUGUUGUUCUCAACUAGGAAUGCUUAUGAACUGUCUUGUGCUUGUUGCAAUAAUGAAUCCCAAAGGUCUCAAGUAUUUUUUACUUGUGUUGGUUGCACCCGUUCCUAUUGCAAAGUAUGUGUGACUCGAAUAUUGGGUGAAUAUGCUGUGGCUACAGGAUUGGUUCAAUUGCAAGCUUGGUUUUGUCCUCUAUGUGUCCGAUUCAACGUACAGGCAAAGGAAACUUUAAAAAAUAGUCGAAAGGAUCAAUUUGUAUUGUUAUCUUUGGUAUCUUUUGCUCAAGCUGGGAAUUGGGACACACCUGAAGCUCUUCCACAACUCACGUUUAAGUCACUGGAAAGGACAGCAGUUGAGUUUGCGUUGAACCAUAUUGCUGGUCCUGAUGAGAGAAUACUUGAAAGAUACGAGAGCAAUUUUCAACAGUAUUGUCGUUGGUUGAAUGAUAGAGAACAAUUACGAUGGGAAUACCGACAAAGAGAAGAAUUCACUCCAAAGAAGAAAAGUAUGGAAUCAAAUGGCGUUCAUAAGAAGACCAAUGAAGGUUUUAUUGAUAAUGCGUUAUGUUUUUGGUGCAAAGAACCGGAAGCAACUAUCACUUGUAGCUUCCCCAGAUGCAGUAAAACCUUUCAUCGUGGCUGUAUUAUGUCAGAAAUAGUGGAAGGCUCCGAUUGGAUUUGUCCUUGGCAUGCCUGUUUAAGUUGUGGAGCAGUGGAAAGCAACGAAAAUGUUUUAAGAAAGUGUAGAACUUGUCCUAUUUCCUAUUGUGCCUUACAUGUUCCUACAGACAAAGUUUAUCAAGGGGAAGAAAUAUAUUAUUAUGGAGAACAUUAUAUUUUAUGUCAACGAUGUACUCCUUUUGUAGAGAGACCUACUCGAAGAUGGAAGAGCUCGGAGAACAAUCACAUGAUAAAGGAUAAAAAGGAUAUGGAUAUCAUCAGAAUGGAUGGUCAUAAACAUGCAUCUAACCAAGAAAUGUCAAAGGAAUGGAAACGAAUUCGCAUCGAAAAGACUGCAGAAGAAACUUCUCAUUUCAUAGGAAUGACUCGAAGGGAGCAUCGGAAUAAGACAUCCAAAGUAACUAGCCAUCCAACUAUUCCAAAUCAUUCAGUAGAUGAACAAGCUGCUAUGCCAUCAUCCAAUAAAAGGGCAAGUCGCAAAUCUGAUGAUGUCAACAGUAGAAUUGCUCGUUUGGUAGCUGAAAGAUCUCAUGAAGAGGUUUCUGUGGAUAUGGAUCAAAUGAAAGAAUAUAUUCGAGAAGAUAUUCAAGAAUUGGGAGUAAGCGGGCCUUGUCGAUUGGCGGCACUUUAUGUGUUAAAAAAGGCGGGUCGACCAUUGUCUACUUCAGAAAUUGCUGAAAGAAUGGUAUUGGAAGGUUUAUGGUUACCAACUGGUGCAACUCCAGUGAAUACCAUUGCAGGUUUAUUGUCAUCAGAUAGCAAAAAAGCAAAAGAAAGGAAUGGUUCCUAUAUAUAUUUCGAUAGAUUGGGUCCAAGCUUAUUUGUUUACAAUCGACGUGGACGAGGAUAGCAGGACUAUUGUCUCUUCAACUCUUCUACUAUUAUACUUGUCAUGCACUCAACGACCAUUUUUAUGUAUUCACUCAUAAAAAGCAAUUCUUAUUUCUUCUUAGAAUCCAGUUUACCAAGCGUCCAUAACUUGCAGUCUCAAUUCAUUCCACUUGGCUCGAAAAGUGACAUGUCGCAAAGAAGCAUGAAAGAAUAUAAAUACGCAAGCAACACUCAAAUAAACAAAUAAAGAUAGGAAAAAAGAAGACCAUCCUAUCACAAUCAGUGUAAACCCUAACAAAAAGAAUAAACGUAGCCUUGGACUCAACUUCCACUGUGGAUAACCAAGGGUUGAAAAACUCCAAACUCGUCUGUCACUCCAUAUUGCUCUAUACCACAGUCCAAGUAAUAAUAAUAAAACUAUUAGUGUCCAAGGAUGUAUAAUAGCGUACAAAAUAAUUGUAAUAAGAAACAAUCUUAAAUAGUUGGCUGAAAAAUAUUCGGCGUUGAUUGCUAAACGUCUAUAUAAAGAAGUAGGUUUAGGA
Molecule: messenger RNA, 2313 nt
Organism: Galdieria sulphuraria
Lineage: Eukaryota; Rhodophyta; Bangiophyceae; Galdieriales; Galdieriaceae
Exons: 1
Coding region: 3-1790 (595 amino acids)
Biological process (GO): regulation of DNA-templated transcription
Source: RefSeq, a predicted model, not a curated record